AUGUCUAAGAACUCGGAGUUCAUCAAUCUCUCAUUUUUAUUAGAUCAUGAGAAGGAAAUGAUCCUGGGAGUCUUAAAGAGAGAUGAAUAUUUGAAAAAAGUCGAGGAGAAGAGAAUAAGGAAGCUUAAAAAUGAACUCUUAGAAGCAAAACGUAGAAGUGGGAAGACUCAACAAGAGACAAACAGAGUCUGUGCUCACUGUCAAAAAAACCUGGGCUUAAUAUUUGACCGGGGAGACCCAUGCCAGGCUUGCUCCCUGAGAGUGUGCAGUGAGUGUCGGAUGUCGGGCUCUGAUGGCAGCUGGAAGUGCACUGUCUGUGCCAAAGUCGCGCAACUAAAGAUUGUAACUGGCGAGUGGUUUUUUGAAGAAAAAUCAAAACGUUUCAAGCAAGCGAAUGUUCUAGGCACAGAUGUUGUCCGACAGUCCAUCUUAAGAAGAAAUCCAGUAGCUGAAGAAAUACAAAGCCAAGAGAAAAACCACCAGGAUGCACAAAAGUCAAACACUUCACCUUCUGCUGGGCAGAAGGCCAGCCAUGACGGGCCCAGAAGAAAGGGAUUUCUUCUUAGCAAGUUCAGAUCAGCAACCAGAGGAGAAAUCAUCAUAACACCAAAAACUGAAAGUGGGCGGAGUUCCAGCGUGGACUUAGAUAGCCAAAAUUUUCGGUAUUUAAAGUCAACCCCCAGUUCAGACAGAGGAAGCACUGGCUCAUCAGAUCUUAAUGGCCAGGAAGUUGGUCCUGGGACCCCAAAGAGCAGCCAGAGCAGUGGUAUUACCUCAGUCACUCAGAGGUCACCAGCUCCAAGCACACCCAGUGUAACCUCAGUCAGCAGUAAAGAGCAUGGUUUUGAAAAUCCUUUGGAUCUGGCUGCCACUGAAGGCCCCUCUGGGGAUCUCACAAAAAAUCAUCGCAGAAACAUUUCUGGCACACCUUCCAUAGCAUUGUCUGGGGCCUCCCUUUCCUCAGACCGAAGUCAAUCCGAGUUAGAUUUGAGUGGGUCAUUUACAGAAGACUUAGAGGAUACUGUAAAUUUAAGAAGCAAGUCUGUCCCUGGGGCUUUAGACAAAGAUGACUCCUUGGAAGAGACUGAAGAAGGCAUUGAUGACUUAGUGUCCUCCAGGUUUUCUGCAAAUACCCACAGCCUAGCAAGUGGCCUGUCACCAAAUUCUCAAGCAGGAUCUGACAGGAAGUGGACCUACCUAAAUGUGCCUGAUGCUGACUCAGACACUAGCAGCCUUAACAGCAUGAUGAGUGUUUACAGUGAAACAGGAGACUAUGGCAAUGUGAGGGUCAGCGGUGAAAUCCUUCUCCAUAUCAGCUACUGCUACAAAACUGGCGGGCUCUACAUUGUUGUCAAGAAUUGCAGAAAUCUGGCUAUAGGAGAUGAAAAGAAACAGAGGACAGAUGCUUAUGUCAAGUCAUACCUCCUUCCUGACAAGUCUAGAAACAAUAAGCGCAAGACCAAAAUCAGAACAGGCACCAAUCCAGAAUUCAAUGAAACACUAAAGUACACCAUCAGCCAUAGCCAACUGGAAACAAGAACUCUGCAGCUCUCGGUCUGGCAUUAUGAUCGAUUUGGACAUAACAGUUUCCUUGGGGAAGUGGAGAUUCCUUUUGACUCAUGGAACUUUGAAAAUCCAAGUGAUGAGUGGUUUGUGCUACAGCCCAAGGUGGAAUUAUCUUCUGACAUUGGCCUUCAAUACAAAGGAGAACUGACAGUUGUUUUACGUUACAUUCCCCCAGAUGAGAACCUGAUGUUUCCAACAGGACAAUGUCAAGGAAAGAAGUCCUUUAAAAGGGGAAAGAAGGAUCCACCUAUGCUUUCUGGAGGAAUACUAGAAGUGUUCAUCAAAGAGGCAAAGAAUUUGACAGCGGUGAAGUCAGGAGGCACUUCUGAUAGCUUUGUUAAGGGCUAUCUGCUCCCUGAUGAUAGCAAAGCCACCAAGCACAAAACUCUGGUAAUAAAAAAAAGUGUUAACCCUCAGUGGAAUCACACUUUCUUCUUCAGUGGCCUGCAUCCCCAGGAUAUAAAGAAUGUUUGCCUAGAACUUACCAUCUGGGACAAGGAGGCCUUUUCCAGCAACAUCUUUCUGGGGGGAGUUCGUCUGAAUAUUGGAAGCGGUGUGAGCCAUGGAAAGAAUGUGGAUUGGAUGGACUCUCAAGGGGAAGAGCAACGCCUUUGGCAAAAGAUGGCUGACAAUCCUGGGACUCCUGUAGAGGGUAUACUCAUGCUCCGUUCCAGCAUGGGGAAGUGUCGGCUCUGA
Artibeus jamaicensis (Jamaican fruit-eating bat) is the source of this 2262-nucleotide messenger RNA. RefSeq names its product synaptotagmin like 5 (gene SYTL5). Gene Ontology annotation, biological process: intracellular protein transport; exocytosis. Gene Ontology annotation, cellular component: exocytic vesicle; plasma membrane. NCBI's taxonomy places the organism in Eukaryota, Metazoa, Chordata, Mammalia, Chiroptera, Phyllostomidae. Gene Ontology annotation, molecular function: neurexin family protein binding; phospholipid binding; small GTPase binding. The record is from RefSeq and is a predicted model, not a curated record. The transcript has 17 exons. The coding region runs from base 1 to 2262 and encodes 753 amino acids.